This is a messenger RNA of Prunus armeniaca (apricot), 2610 nucleotides long. Lineage: Eukaryota; Viridiplantae; Streptophyta; Magnoliopsida; Rosales; Rosaceae. The record is from the annotation of a GenBank genome assembly.
AUGAUCCUCCACAAGGCCGAUGACGCACUGAUGUGCAAGGCGUUUGCAAUGACAUUGCGAGGAGCAGCUCAGGACUGGUUCCACACCCUGCCAUCUGGGUCGAUCAACUGUUUCAAGGAGCUUGCCUAUGUCUUCACUAAAGAAUACACUUCUUAUCGGAUGAUCAAGAAGAACCCAGAUCAUCUGUUCAAUCUGCGCAAGAAGCCCGACGAAUCCAUUCGAGAUUACAUCAAGAGAUUCAAAGUAGAAAAGGCCAACAUCGUAGGGUGCGACGACCGAAUCGUAUCAUCUGCCUUCAAGAAAGGUCUUCCAGCAGAACACGAGUUAUACCGCGAGCUGACUAUCACUCCCAGCCAGACUUUAGCAGAGGUCUUCGCGACUGCAGAACGCUACGCGCUCUGGGAUGACGAUCGAAUUGCCGCGAAGAAGUCCACUGAGUCACACCCACAAGAGGACGCUAAGGCAGGAGAGAACUACACCAAGUUCACUAUCCCUAUACAUCAAAUCCUAGCCCAAGUGAAAAACAAACCUUGGGUAAGAAGACCGCCACCCUUGAAAGGAGAUCCAGACAGGAGGGAUACUAGCAAAUACUGUGCCUUCCAUGGGACGCAUGGACACACUACGAACAACUGCUUCGCUUGGAAAGCACACCUCGAAGAACUCGUGAGGGAAGGUCACUGCACGGAAUUCAUCGCUAAGCAGGCCAUCCAACAGAUUGAGGACCGCGACACCGCCAAGGAGCCGCCCCAAAAGGUCAUAAGGAUUAACACAAUCCUAGCCGACUCCGAGGAAUCUGGGUUGACCAGCAAGGAAAAAAAAAGGAAGAUCAAACAAGCCACUAUGAUCUUCCAAGUCUCAACCGACAUUCCGCUAGCAGAAGACGACCCUAUAAUCGGCUUCCAAAAGAAAGAUCUAAUUGGCCUUGAUCUACCACACAAUGACGCUCUUGUCAUCAGCAUUCAAAUCGCUCAGGCCAUGGUCGGCCGAAUCCAUGCAGACGAGGGCAGUGCGGCCAACAUCCUACAAUUGACAGUUAUCCAACAGAUGGGCUUAGAGGCAAAGAUCAAUAAAUCAGCCAAGUCGCUGACUGGUUUCAAUGGAGCAACAACGGUCACCGUAGGCACGAUAGAGCUCGACGUCUACGCCCCACCUGUAAUCAGCUCUCAAACGUUCAUGGUCAUUGAUGAAGUCUCACCCUACAAUGGCAUUCUAGGCAGGCCAUGGAUCAGCAAGAUCAAUGCCAUCACCUCCGCCACGCAUCAGAAGAUUCGCUACCCAAUUCCUUGGGGUGGGAUCGGCCAAAUCAACAGCGAUCAGGCAAUGGCGAGGAAAUGCUCAGCUCAAGGGCUGAAGAAAGGCAAGCAAACACAGUUCCUCCCUGUGAAUCAAGCAGAUCUAAAGGGAGUAGAACAAGCAGAUGAGGAAGCAGAUCCCCAAUCAAAGAAUCAGGACCAAGUCGAGGGAAUCCGUCCGGAGGUCUAUCCUGAAGAAGGAUGGAAGCCCGAGGAGGACGUUGAGCUAGUACCCCUUGAUCCUGACAAGCCAGAGAGAACAGCGCGGAUCGGCUCGCGCCUAAGCCAGGAGGAAAAGGCAGAGCUUGUAGCCUUCCUCCAGAACAACAAAGACGUAUUUGCAUGGUCACCCUCUGACAUGCCUGGCAUCGAUCCCCAGAUCAUCUGUCAUCGCCUACACGUCAACCCAGCCAUCAAGCCUGUAGCGCAGAAGAGACGCAACUUCGCCCCCGAGCGAGUCGCCAUCAUUGAAGCUGAGAUCGACAAGCUUCUAGUUGCCGGUUUCAUUGAAGAAGUCUCAUACGCAGAAUGGCUGGCGAACGUUGUUCUAGUAGCAAAAAAAGAUAAAGGCCUGUGGAGAGUGUGCGUCGACUAUACUGACCUCAACAAGGCAUGUCCUAAAGAUAACUUUCCACUGCCGAGAAUUGACCAGCUCGUCGAUUCAACUUCCGGCAAUCAACUGCUAAGCUUCAUGGACGCUUACUCCGGUUACAACCAGAUCAUGAUGCAUGAAGACGACAAGGCAAAGACCUCUUUCAUCAUCGAAAGAGGUACCUACUGCUACAAGGUCAUGCCCUUUGGGCUGAAGAACGCCGGGGCAACCUACCAAAGGUUGGUGAAUAAAAUUUUCAAGGAGCAAAUUGGUAAGACUAUGGAGGUCUACGUAGACGACAUGCUAGUCAAAGCUCCCGAGCGAGUAGACCACAUCGAGAAUCUUGCCGAGGCAUUCAGCAUACUCCGAAAAUACAACAUGAAGUUGAACCCGAGCAAAUGCACAUUUGGAGUCUCGUCCGGCCGAUUCCUUGGAUACUUAGUCACCCAAAGAGGAAUUAAGGCACAUCCAAAUCAAAUCAAGGCUAUACUUAACAUGAAGUCACCUGCCACAACAAAGGAGAUACAAAGUCUAACGGGUAGGGCGGCAACCCUCAACCGAUUCCUCUCUAGAUCUACCGACAAAUGCAGGCCAUUUUUCAAAGCCUUGAAGAAGGGACACAAAGACAAGUGGGAUGACGAGUGUGAAGUAGCUUUUCAAAACUUGAAAACUUACCUCACUUCACCUCCAUUGCUCUCAAAACCGAUACCAGGCGAGGACUUGUAA